GCCUCUCACGGCGAACCAGUUGGCGCUGCGAACGCAUAGCGACGGUCGCGGCCGCAGCCGCUGCUACCGACAAUUCCAGCUGAUUUCCAGCCUCACUGUGCCGUACGCCCGUCGCUCCCAGCGGGACAUCCAGUGCCGAAGCCGUUUGUGAUCUCAGUCGAGAGAAAGUGUCAGUAUGAGUGCUGUUGACUGAAAGCCGGGUAUCGAAGAAGCUCCGCCGCCAGCGGAAAGGAACGGGAAGAGGGAAGGACGAGAACUGCAGGGAGCAGAGCCACUACCUACUUAGGACUCCUGACCUGACACGACGAUGAAGACGCAGAGUGGAAGUGGGCGGUCGCUGGCUGCCGUGUUGGCGCUGCUUGCGGUGUUGGCGGUGCCCUGCCACUGCGAGCUGCCAGAGCUGGAGUGCCCCGAGGAGUGCGACUGCCACUACUUCCGCAUCAACUGGGUCACCGACUGCUCCGGCUCCAACCUCACCGCCGUGCCCACGCUCGAAGAGGGCCUCAGCAUCAAUGUCUACAUCCUCAACAUGAACGACAACGACUUGUCCGAAGUCCAGACUUUCCCUCCCGGUAUCAAGCUACGCACGCUCGAGAUGGCUGGCAACAACCUCACUGAGCUCAAGAGAGAAUACGUCCAGGGGCUUGGCUACCUGCUGGAUGCAGACUUUUCGAGCAACAAGAUCGCCAGAGUCGAUCCCGACGCUUUCCGGGACAGUCCCGGCUUCAUCACAUUGGACCUGCGUAGAAACAGGCUGCAGCCGGUGGACUCUCCGUUCCUGGUGUCACGCACGCUGAUGACGCUCGACCUGAGCGAGUGCGGCCUGACUCGACUGUCGCCGCAGUUUUUCACAAACCUGACGUCGCUGAGCCGCCUCGACCUGUCCGGCAACCCGCUGGGCACGCUGCUCCCUGGCAUCCUGGACCCUCUCACUGUGCUGGAGACGCUCUACCUCAGCAACUGCAACCUGUCUCACCUGUCCGACACGGCCUUCGCCCAGCUUGCGCACCUCAAGACGCUGGACAUGUCCUACAACCGCCUGACGCUUGUCGACUGGACGCUGGUGCUGGGGCCGAUGCGGCUGCUGGAAACGCUCAUCCUCCGGCGCUCCGCCAUCACUUACUUGCCUGCAGACGCCUUUGCCAACAACACAUACUUACGAAAUCUUAUACUGGGGGAAAACGAGUUGCGCGACCUGGACGUCGGAACCACACUCGGACACAGUUUACUCUACCUCGACACUCUAGAUCUGACGAAUUGUCAUCUGCACGGGCCGCUCGCCGAAAAUCCGUUUACUAACGCGACGAAGCUGCGUACUCUAAUGCUGUCAGGGAACCACCUGUCAUCAGAAGUACUCGGACAGGCGCUCGAGCCGCUGACCAGACUUCAACGUCUCUAUCUCAGUAAUUGUAGCCUCACACAGCUCCCACAAAAUACUUUCGACAACUUAACCUCGCUUCACGAACUGGACAUAUCUUCCAACCCUCUCAAUGACGCCUUUACGGGGAUUCUCUCACCUCUCGAAUCGUUGGAGGUGCUCAACAUGGCGAACAGUAAUCUGUCCCAUAUUUCGGCCAAUACUUUCUCCAAAAUGACGCAUCUGAAGCGCCUAGUCCUGUCUAACAACCCACUUACUGAUUUGGAAUACGGCCUCUUCCAGAAUUUGACCAAACUCGAGGUACUGGAGCUCAACGACUGCGGCUUGCAGCAUCCGCCCGACGCACAAGUGUUUUCGAAUGACCAGUCUUACACGAAUCUGCAAGAACUGCGACUGGCUGGCAAUCCACUAAUUGUGGAGGAGGGAGAGCCUCUGUUACCCCGACAGUUCUCCGGGCUACGAGUCCUAGACAUCAGCCGCUGCAAUAUAACUCAGUUGCCGCGCGAUCUCUUCGUGUCGACACCGAACCUGACGACGCUCAUCCUCCGAGGUAACUUGCUAGGCUCCCGCAGCGGCGGCGAACUGAAGGCCGACUUCCUGGAAACCAUACCGAGCCUCGAAGUUUUGGAUUUGAGUUACUGCAACUUGUCCAAAAUAUCUCCGCGCACUUUUGCCCACAGCCCCAACCUCUCGACCCUGCGCCUCACGGGCAACCCGUGGAAGUGCGACUGCUACAUCGCCGACAUGUGGAACUGGGCGAACGUGGGCAAGGGCAACCUGGCGAUCCUGGAAGGGUUCACGGUGCCGCCGGAGACGAAGCCGCGGCGUAAGGGCCUGCUGUGCCACUACGAGCCGGGCAAGCAGCGGCCGCGCGCCGCCAGCCGCAUCCGCCACCGCGAGCUGAGCAACGAGCGCACGUGGGCGCGCUUCGUGCGCGAGGCGGGCUGCGAGCUGACGCCGCCCGCGCGCGGACCCGCGGGCCGGCGCGAGAGGCGCUCGGCCAGGCAGGCGGGCGGCCACGGCGCGCUGAGGCCCGCGUUCGCGCUGCCCACGGCCGCCGCCCUGCUCGGGCUCGCCGCCGGCAUCGGCGCCUUCUCCUUCCUCAGGUCCCGCCGACAUGCCAAGCACUGAACACACCACCUCCCACAGGCCUCUGCAUCCCUGCCUGCAGGCCGUAACUAGUACGAGGCCUUAACAUUUUUCCUUUAGCUCACAGCGUUUCGUUAGGAAUGUCUCCACACGAAUCGGGACUAUUUAGGUUAACAUUACGUUCGUUGUACUUUCUUAGUGUUCACUUUUAUCGUCCUCUCAUAUUCAGAUUCGUUAAUGACAACAAUUUAUGACCGUGUGUCACACAUUCUUUCUUUUCUUUUAUUUUCUUUUCUAAGUGCCAUGGACACUCGAGAAAGUUUUCAAUAAAUUACUAUACAACACAAGAGGGACGAUUCAUUCUUUCUCGAAGAAGUUCCAUAUUUUCACCGCAGAAUAAGUUGAUUGCCUGUUAAGCAUUUAUUUCGUUUCAGUUAUGCAGAAAUGUUAUUCGUCAUAUAUUGUCCUGAGAUUUUUGUAUUUAAUGUAUAUUUACUGAACUGCACUGAGAACAAAUAAAAUACUUACAGACCCGUCUUAAUUUAUUUCAACAAACACUACAUUAGCAAAAGUGUUUCCAAUGACUGUGAUCUAUACGUUUUGUAUAAGACAAUAAAGUACCGAGUACUUGUUUUAAUAAAUAAACGUCUAGAGUGUAUACAAUUAA
Messenger RNA from Schistocerca serialis cubense, 3134 nucleotides. RefSeq names its product leucine-rich repeat-containing protein 15-like. The transcript is spliced from 3 exons. Gene Ontology annotation, molecular function: protein binding. Lineage: Eukaryota; Metazoa; Arthropoda; Insecta; Orthoptera; Acrididae. The record is from RefSeq and is a predicted model, not a curated record. Bases 308 to 2509 code for a protein of 733 amino acids.